AAAGCAAUGGAUUCUUCCGACGGAACAAUGCACGCGAAGACACCGAAACCCUCCUUUUCUUAGCUUGCUCAAGGGUCGCGGGAAUGCUGACCGAGAACAGCGGAGGAGUGGGUAGGGGGGGAAGGGAGAAGAAGACAAAAGAGGUCCAAAUGAAGGAAAGAAGAAGAAGGAGAUGGAGAGACUGGAGGGAAGCGUGGAGAGAGAGGGAGGGGAGGGGAGGGGAGGAGAGGAGGGAAGAAGAAGUAGAAGUAGAAGAAGCAGAAGCAGAAGGAAGCCGGUGGCCAGUUCGCAAUGGAGGAAGGGAAGGAGGAUCAAUCCGCGUGUCUUUUUUUUGGGGCCUCCGGCACGCCCGCAGCGGCCGAAAGCGGACUAGCGCAGCCUCGGCCAGUGGGAAAAAAAGGGGGCGUCCGCUUUAGGGCCCGGCGAUCAUGUGCCAUCCCCGUCUCCGGGUUUGUCACGACAGUCAGGCACCUAAUUUCAUGCUGGGCGCGUUUCCCUGGAUUCGGACGACCUGGACGUCCUGGAU
Messenger RNA from Aspergillus heteromorphus CBS 117.55, 526 nucleotides. RefSeq lists its product as uncharacterized. The transcript has a single exon. The record is from RefSeq and is a predicted model, not a curated record. The coding region runs from base 84 to 416 and encodes 110 amino acids. Lineage: Eukaryota; Fungi; Ascomycota; Eurotiomycetes; Eurotiales; Aspergillaceae.